AUGUUGGCGUCUCAACGAAAAACGCUGAGCAUUUCUGAACAGUUGGAGCUCAUCGACGAUGUCAAAGUGAAGAAACUCAAACUGGCCGCUGCAGCCCAAAAGUACGGAAUCGGUUAUUCAACAGCAGCAAAAAUUCUCAAGAAAGAAGACGAUCUCAAAUCUUGCAUGCAAAUGAACGGAAACACUAAUCGCAAACGAAAGCGCCAAUCCGUGCACAAGGACGUUAACGAAGCGCUUACACAAUGGUUUAUUCAAGCAUGUGCUCAUGGAGCUACCGUCACCGAUCACGUCAUCAGGCAGAAAGCAUCACAACUGGCCGUAAAUCUUGAAGUUGAUUUUGAACCGAGCAAUGGCUGGCUCAUGCGCUGGAAGCAGGCUAAUAACGUUUCGUUCAAAAUAUUUCACGGCGAAUCAACGUCAGCAGAUCACGGUUCUGCCAACGAAUGGGUGACAAACGUUUUGCCGCAACUUUUUCCUGGAUAUGAUCCAAAAGAUGUUUGGGACUGUGAUGAAACGGGAAUUUUCUACAAAGCCAUGCCGUCUGGAUCUUUGCGAUUUGCCGACGACGAACAGUCAAAUGGGACAAAAGUUCCCAAAGACAGACUCACGAUGCUUCAGUUCACAAACAUGGACGGCAGGGAAAAGCAAGCUGUAGUUGUUGGUAAGUCGGCAAAACCACGCUGCUUUAAAAAUGUCAAAACACUGCCGUUUUCUUACUUCGCUAAUCGUAAAGCCUGGAUGACUAGUCAGCUGUUUACUGACGUUAUGAAAACGCUUGAUCGAAAAAUGAUUGCUCAAAAUCGAAAGAUUAUUCUGUUUUUGGACAAUGCAACUUGUCAUAACUUACUGCCGGGUACAAAUCUGUCAAACAUCAAAUUGUCGUUCAUGUCACCAAACACUACCAGUCUCAUUCAACCUUUGGAUCAAGACAUCAUUCGUUCAUUCAAAGCGUAUUAUCGUUGGGAACUUGUUAGAAUGCAAAUCGCAGCGAUCGAUGCUACACCGCCAGUGCCGCUGUCCGAGGUGGCCAAACAGAUAACUGUUUUGAAGGCCAUGCACAUGAUGAAGCGAGCACUUUUCAUGGUCAAACCGUCAGCAAUUCAAAAUUGUUUUAAAAAGGCCGGCUUUAUCAUUGAAUCACAGGCUGAUGUGGAAGAAAUACUCGACGAAAAUGAUCAAGUUUCUCCACCAUCGGGCAUGGAGCAAACAGAUUUUGACGAAUUUAUCAGCUUCGACGACCGUACACAAUGUUAUGGAGAACUGACUGACACGGACAUCACACGUGGUAUAAAAUCGGAUGAUCAAGAUUUUGACGAAGAUGAUGAUGCUGAAAGCGUAAGUUCUGAAGUUUCUGAAAGUGACAAACCAAUGCCGAAUUGUCUGGCUGCAUUGAAUGCGCUUGAAACUCUGACAGCCUACUUUGAAGCAAAAAAGCAGUAA
Messenger RNA from Acanthosepion pharaonis, 1440 nucleotides. The record is from the annotation of a GenBank genome assembly. Lineage: Eukaryota; Metazoa; Mollusca; Cephalopoda; Sepiida; Sepiidae.